GUUCCUUAUCUUUGGCUGAAUACUCUACCGAUAUCGCGUCGCAUCCUCGCUUACAGAUUCAUACUUCUCGGCUAUUACGCAUCUCGUGGAUCACAAGUUCCUCGCAGAUUUCAGAUCGAGGCAGCAAUGGAAUCAUAUGAGGAUCACGACUCUCUGGUCAUUGCAGGCACUGGCUCUGGAAAAACUCUCAUUAUUGCACUUCUGAUUCUUCUCAAUGGCUCUCCGGACGGCCUGACACUCACGAUUUUGCCUUUGAAACGACUCCAAAUCACUCAAGUUGCUACAUUUUGCCUUCACUACAGAAUCAACACAAUAGCAAUCAACGAUGACAUGCCACAUGAUGAUAACUACUGGAAUAUGAUGGUUCAUAAUUUGACGACACGCACAGCUGGCACUGCUCGACACCUCAUUAUUACGACUGAACAACUGUUCAAGUCUAAGACUGGACAUCUAUCUCGCCUCUGCCGCCUUGUAUGUGAUACUCGCUUUCAAAAGCGCAUCGAUCGUGUCAACAUUGACGAGGUUCACUUUAUCUAUUUUGCUGGAAUGAAGCGCCAUGGACUCGACGCGUUCCGUCCCGCUUGGGGAUGCCUGAAAGAAAUCAAGGCCAUUCUUCCUUCACGAAUUCCAUGGCAGGGACUCACGGCAACUUGUCCACCCCAUGUAGAGUGCGUAAUCAAGCAAUCUAUCUUUCGAGACGACUAUUCUGUCACCCGACUUACUUCUAAUCGCCCUAAUACUAUUUACGCAACUCACAAAGUUGUUGGCGGCCUCGACGUUCUCGAUAACUAUAACUGCUUCCUACGACGUUCGGAUCCAGCAUCGCAGCCUCGUGUCCUCUUGUUCUUUGAUCUCACAUCUCUCACGCGACGUGUUGCCUUGCAUCUGACUUCGCUUCUUCCCAUUGAACUUCGGGAUAAGGGAAUCAUUCUUCAUUAUCACAGUUUGAUGUCCCCUGAAUACCUCGUUCAUGCCCACGAGCAGUUCACCUCCAAGACAGGCAAGUGCCGAAUUCUGUGUGCAACUUCGGCUGAGUCAACGGGUGUUGAUUUUCCGGAUGUUGACAUCGUGGUUAAGGCAGGGCUCCCCGAGAGUCUGGCUUAUAGUUUGCAGUGUGGUGGACGUGCCCUUCGCUGGGAG
Desarmillaria tabescens is the source of this 1140-nucleotide messenger RNA. RefSeq names its product P-loop containing nucleoside triphosphate hydrolase protein. The transcript is spliced from 3 exons. The annotation marks the transcript as partial. The record is from RefSeq and is a predicted model, not a curated record. Lineage: Eukaryota; Fungi; Basidiomycota; Agaricomycetes; Agaricales; Physalacriaceae. Gene Ontology annotation, cellular component: chromosome; nucleus; cytoplasm. Gene Ontology annotation, biological process: double-strand break repair via homologous recombination. Gene Ontology annotation, molecular function: four-way junction helicase activity; ATP binding; nucleic acid binding.